Canis lupus familiaris (dog) is the source of this 1661-nucleotide messenger RNA. It is a transcript of the gene ST3GAL3, whose product is annotated as ST3 beta-galactoside alpha-2,3-sialyltransferase 3. Gene Ontology annotation, molecular function: sialyltransferase activity. The transcript is spliced from 14 exons. Bases 432 to 1526 code for a protein of 364 amino acids. The record is from RefSeq and is a predicted model, not a curated record. Lineage: Eukaryota; Metazoa; Chordata; Mammalia; Carnivora; Canidae.
UCAUGUGAAGAUGGGACUCUUGGUAUUUGUACGCAAUCUGCUGCUAGCCCUCUGCCUUUUUCUGGUACUGGGAUUUUUGUAUUAUUCUGCGUGGAAGCUGCAUUUACUCCAGUGGGAGGACUCCACAACUCCUCUGUGUUCUUGCCUAUAUUUACAAAAGAUCAUAAUUGGAGAGAUUAUAAAAUAUGCAUUAUUGAUCUGAUUACUAUGGAGAGUACCAUCUGGCAAAUUCAGUGGUUCUUUCCUUUGACUCCGCUGGACAAACACUAGGCUCAGAGUAUGAUCGGUUGGGUUUCCUCCUGAAGCUGGACUCUAAACUGCCUGCUGAGUUAGCCACCAAGUAUGCAAACUUUUCAGAGGGAGCUUGCAAGCCUGGCUAUGCUUCGGCCUUGAUGACUGCCAUCUUUCCCCGAUUCAGGACCUGAGGAGCCAUGUGUGUCUUGGCCUCUCUCCAACAUCUCCAGAAGGCGAAUGCUGGGCAAAACCCUUGGGCAUCAAUCAGGAAGCUUGUUGUGUGCUAUGGAAUCAAAAGCGAUGUGACCUGGUCUGCCACCAGAUUUCUGAGAAAUUGGUUCUCCAAGCCAGCACCCAUGUUCCUGGAUGACUCUUUCCGCAAGUGGGCUAGGAUUCGGGAGUUUGUGCCGCCUUUUGGGAUCAAAGGUCAAGACAAUCUGAUCAAAGCCAUCUUGUCAGUCACCAAAGAGUACCGCCUGACCCCUGCCUUGGACAGCCUCAGCUGCCGCCGCUGCAUCAUCGUGGGCAACGGAGGUGUCCUAGCCAACAAGUCUCUGGGGUCACGAAUUGAUGACUAUGACAUUGUGGUCAGACUGAACUCCGCACCAGUGAAAGGCUUUGAGAAGGACGUGGGCAGCAAAACUACACUGCGCAUCACCUACCCUGAGGGCGCCAUGCAGCGGCCUGAGCAAUAUGAACGCGAUUCUCUAUUUGUCCUCGCUGGCUUCAAGUGGCAGGACUUCAAGUGGUUGAAGUACAUCGUCUACAAGGAGAGAGUGAGUGCAUCAGAUGGCUUCUGGAAAUCCGUGGCCACACGAGUGCCCAAGGAGCCCCCUGAGAUUCGCAUCCUCAACCCGUACUUCAUCCAGGAGGCCGCCUUCACCCUCAUCGGACUGCCCUUCAACAACGGCCUCAUGGGCCGCGGGAACAUCCCGACCCUUGGCAGUGUGGCAGUGACCAUGGCGCUACACGGCUGUGAUGAGGUGGCAGUCGCAGGCUUUGGCUACGACAUGAGCACACCCAACGCGCCCCUGCACUACUAUGAGACCGUGCGCAUGGCAGCCAUCAAAGAGGUCACCAGCGACUCAGCUCAAGGCUGCCAAAUCCAGUGGACACAUGGAAGCCUCAUCUUUCCUGACCUCCCAGAAAUGCUUUUUCUGUUGACCACUCCUUCCUCUUUGAAACUUUUCCUGCUCAGACUGUCCUGGACACACAAUAUCCAGCGAGAGAAAGAGUUUCUGCGCAAGCUGGUGAAGGCGCGCGUCAUCACCGACCUAACCAGCGGCAUCUGAGGUGGGCCCAGCACAUGGCCACGGAGGUCCUGGCACCGCCAAGAGGAAGCCGCAGCCACUGCCACCUGUCCACUUCAUUGGCCUCGGUCUGGCUCUGCCUGAAAGGCGCAGGAGUCUUCAGACCCAGAGAAGGAC